This is a messenger RNA of Epinephelus moara (kelp grouper), 4714 nucleotides long. RefSeq names its product sperm-associated antigen 16 protein. The transcript is spliced from 3 exons. Gene Ontology annotation, molecular function: protein binding. The record is from RefSeq and is a predicted model, not a curated record. Bases 981 to 2702 code for a protein of 573 amino acids. Lineage: Eukaryota; Metazoa; Chordata; Actinopteri; Perciformes; Serranidae.
UCACAAUGGCGUUUUUCUAAAGUAAUUCCUAUGAUUAACCUUUUUAUAUGUCAAGUCUUUCUAAUUAACCCAGGCUAAAACAACAAGACUAUUGACUCGAUGAAAUGUUGUCAUUACAUUAUUAAAAACCAAGGCAGUAAUUACAAUGUGGGUCAACAAAUGUUGACUGGGCAGUGAUGCUAUAUUCCUCAAACAGGAAUCUUACAAAUUCCUCAUACAUGAAUAGAGCGCUACAACAGAAUGAAUAAUAGCCUAAUAACCCAGACACAUAAAAAUCAAGAAUUUUAGCAGAAUACUCCAACUUAUUAAAAAAAAAAAAAAUGUUCAUGUUUAUUGAAUGCCUGUAAUGCCUUAGGCACUGACUAUUCAUUUCCAAAUUCUGCAGUGUCAGUUUAUGCUUUUUAGAAAUUAUUGCUAUUAUUCAUUUGUCCUUGUUGACCUAAUCUUAGACAUUUGAAUGGUUUAGAGCUGUAAUAUGGAUGUGUGAUGUUCAACAUUACUGUUAGUUAUGGGUUCUAACUUAAAUAAAUAAAUAACAAAAAAUUAAAACAGUGUCAACAGGCCAAUCUAAUUUCUAGUUAUUAUGCUACGUGGUGCUCUACAAAAAUGAAAUAAUAUAAAAUAAAAAAAAUUAUACAAUCAGAAAUUUUAUAAAAAAAAAGUGAAACUAGCAUGAAAAUCCCAUGACAGAAAAACUACUGCAUGAUAAAAACAUAGAAAUUAAAACAUACAUACUUGUAAUUAACAGAGCGCAAAACAAUGACAUAUUAAACAAAAACUAGAUACAUUUUAAUAUACUGUAUAUAUGUAUGAAAAAAAUAUUUACAAAACUGAUAUCAUAUCAGAAAAUAUAAAACAGAGCACAGGUGUGGCAGAGUUUCUAUGGUAACAGGGUAGCCAAUCAACACAGAAGUCAACUGCUCUGUGCACAGUUACCAGGGCAACAGGUAAACAAAAAGCUCAGAGACAGAGGAGAGAACAUGUCAGCAAGAGGAAAAGAAAGAGCAGAGGAGGAGAACAAGGAGGUUUCCUCAGAGGAGGAGGAGGAGAAGAGGAGUGUUGAGGAGGACUUUGAGGAGGCAAUAAGGGAGGCUGCCUCCUCCACUGCUUCCAGAAGAAAACCUGGACCAUCCAGACAGCAAAUCAUCCCCAAAAUCCCAGAGGCAGUGGAUGACUUCCUGAGAAACUUCCUCCGGAGGGUCAGCCUGAGACAGACUCUCAACAGCUUUGAGGCAGAGUGGUACAGCUCAGCGCAGAAAUUCCUGACACAUACUCUGAGGAUGGGGUCGAUGGGCGUCUUGUUCAUUCCUGAUGCUCUAACACAUAGAAAGCUCCUCCAGAGUGAGCUGGAGACAGCCCGCCGAGAGACAGACCUGCUCAGGCAGGAUGUGCUGGUGUUGGGGGACAGCCUGGUGAGGAUGCAGAGGGAGAGGGAUUUCCACCGGCUACAGUACCAACGAGUCGCUGAGGACAAAAACAGGCUGAUUGAGGACUUCAAACAACUGAAGAAACACCUUGAGUCCUACAAGCCAACACUAAGGCAGCUGGAGGACAAGUAUCAAGCAGCUCUGAGGCAGAAAAUGUUAAUCAGUUUAGAAAAGGACCGAGUUCAAAACAUUAUAAACCCAAGACAGAAUCAGGAAAUAUCCCAAAAAAUGAAAGACCGAAGCAUGAAAAGGAGCCACAGCACUGACACAUUAUCAGCUAAAAGCACCAUAAGCAGACAUCCCAAGGACACAGAGUUUCCUGUCUACAGUAGGCUGGUGAACCUGGAUCAGGUGAAAUUUCAAAAAUGGAAGAGACCAAGUGCCUUCAGCCUGUCCUACUCCAUCAGAGCCCACAAGCUUCCCAUCAGCUGCAUUGACCUCCAUCCACAAAAGCUGAUCCUCGCUACUGCCAGUGAUGACUGCAGCUGGAGGCUGUGGGUGCUGCAGGCCAAUGGAGAGAAGGUUGGUCAGAUGGUAAUGACAGGCGAGGGUCACUCUGAUUGGCUGUCGGGCUGCAGCUUUCACCCUGACGGAGCAAAACUGGCAACAACUAGUGGAGACUCUACAGUGCGGCUCUGGGAUUUCUCCCGUGGCUGCUGUGUGUUGACGCUGCCUGGUCACACCCAGCCCACCUGGGGCUGCUCCUUCCACUCCUGUGGUCAUUUCCUGGCUUCCUGCUCUGCUGACAGAACUGCCAAGCUGUGGGACCUGAACAGCCAGCGCUGCCGCCUCACACUGCGUCGCCACACUGCCUCUGUCAACAGCGUCUGCUUCCUGCCCCUCUCCAACCUCCUCCUCACCUGCUCCGCUGACAAAACCCUUGCCAUGUGGGAUGCCAGACUGGGUGUCUGCACCACAACCUUCCAUGGACACCAGCAUCCCUGCAACCAUGCCACUUUCAGCUCGGCAAGCAGCAUCCUGGCCUCCUGUGACUCCCGUGGCAACAUCAACCUGUGGGACAACAGGAAUCCUGCGUUGGCACUGGCCACAGUAGAUACUGGGCCGCUGGCUGCUAACCAGGUGGCGUUCAGUCCGUCAGGGAAGAUGCUGGCUGCCGCUAGCUCUGACAGUCUGGUCAGAGUGGUGGAGGUGGAUUCUGGCGUGGUGAGCAGCCUGGAGGGACACAGUGAUGGUGUGCAGAGCGUGAGGUUCGACCACAAAGGAGAGACUGUGAUGGCAGCAGGGAGUGAUGGGAUGAUUAACGUCUGGGCAUGACUGAAAGAAAAAGAAAAACUGAAGUGAAACCAGCUGAUGAUCACAUUUUAAAAUGUUGCUUCCUUGUGGCAAUCAUGAAGUUCCCUCACACAAAUUGUUGACACCAGUACAGAUACAACACCUUUUAGAGUUUUAGAAUCUAUACCAACAUGAUUCUUUAUUGAUGGCUUACUCUGGGAAAUAAACAUUUUCUCAAAGAACAUUUACCUUGAACACCUUUCAUUUAAUACCAUUUUAACAACAGAGUAAUAAUAUAUUAAGUCUAGAAAAAUCAUGAAUGCUUUUCAAAAUUUGUCUCUCCUCUCUGCACCUCGUCUACAUCAUUGAGGUAACUGUGCCCUGGGAGGAUGCUGUGGAGGAGGCCUAUGAGCACAAGAGCCUUAACUACGCUGAGCCUGUAGCUGACACUGAGCAAUGCGGCUGGAAAGCAAAGGUUUGCCCAGUUAAAGUGGGCUACAGAGGCUCGGUAGGCAAGGCAAAUACCAGGCUGCAUAAAGACAUGGGAAUUCGAGGCCAAGCCCAACGUCAGGCCAUCAAAGCCCUCUCUGGUGCAGCUGAGCAAGCCAGUGGCUAUUAAUUAGGAGAGACACCACUUGGGCCCUGAAAUACCACUAACAAAUCAGAGUUCAAGGGAAUAAAAGCAGAAUGACGAGCCCUCUGGGGUGUUGUGGGCCUAUCAUCAAAACACCAGUGAAACCCCCACCCUCAGCAUGGCUCCAACUAUCACUCACAAUCGCAAAUAUGUGUAGCAACAAUCAACCAGUUAAACUCCAUCUCAAUUAAAGUUAAGCACUUUUUUCUCCUGUUAGUUUCCUCUCUCUCUUCCCUCAUCAAAGUGAGGAAGUAGGGGGAGAUAGAAUAAAUGCCCACAGAGACAACAGGGGAGAGUUCUGUUCAGAGACAUCUCUUCUUGGCUCUGCCUUCCCUAUGCUCUUUCCUAUUUUUCUAUCUACCUAUGCUCUUUUCUUACUUUUCUAUCCAUCUAACCCUUUGGCUCCAACUCGGACCCCCUACGGCACUUUCACUCCCACUUACAGUCUCAAGUACUGUAUGUGCAUCAAGGGAUUGUAACAUCUAGUCCUAAACCAAACUGUAUUUGUUCAAACAACUUUGUUGGAAGUUGUUCUGUUGAUGUCUGUAUAUUUCAUACUGCAAUUCAGUUUUUGUUGACUACUGUGUAGUUUUUGCACACCAACAAAGUUAUCUUUGGUGUCAUUUUUUCCAACUGGCACUCAGUAACGUAACGACAGCUCUUCACAGUUCUCUCUUGCAGCUUUCUUGGAUGCUGUCAGAUUGGUUUAAACAAAGUGGAUUAUCUUGGUGUCAAUUUGCUGGAAAUGAAAAGUGUUAAGGUUAGUAGAAAAUGUAUUGAUUCGUGGCACACUUUUUAAAUAACUGACUUUUUAAUCUUUGAGCAUAGGGGGAAGGUAUCAAAUAUUUUCAAGCCAAAAGGCUCAAGUCCAAAUGAAAUCAUGAGUUAUUGGUGUUAAAGUCCAAUGGAGUCUCAUUUGUUUUUCUCAAAUUGGGGCUAAAAUUGUCAAAUUUGUGACCUGAGUCCAAACCUCUGCUGAUGUGUACUACUGUCACAAGAGACAGAGCCUUCACUUUUCAUACAUUAUAAAAAUAUGUGGUUAUGGACACUUAAAGGGCAGUCCACAGACUUCACGCCUGAAGUUCAGUUUGCUGAUCAUGGUUAGUACUCCUUGAGGAGCUUUGUCAAGAAAAUAAACAUAACCUUGAUGUCAUUAGGGUUAUCUAGAAGAUGUCAAAUUAAUAACUAAAAUACUGCAUUACAAACUAGGAGUAUUUUCUUAUAAAGCAGGGAGCGUCUAACAAAACAAUGCUAUGGAGGGAAAUUAAAAAAUGUAGAAUCCAGUGUUUUUAGAGCAUGACUCAUACAGGACCUAACAGUCAAGAUAUUUCGGCUCCUGCUGCUUAUAUUUUGUCUAAAAACUGUCCUUCACAAGGCUCCUAACUUCAUGGAAACCAGUCACAGGAGAUUAAUGUCCUCU